This is a messenger RNA of Dermacentor albipictus, 4314 nucleotides long. Its product is annotated as PR domain zinc finger protein 1-like. Lineage: Eukaryota; Metazoa; Arthropoda; Arachnida; Ixodida; Ixodidae. The record is from RefSeq and is a predicted model, not a curated record. Gene Ontology annotation, cellular component: cytoplasm; nucleus. Gene Ontology annotation, biological process: regulation of transcription by RNA polymerase II; cell fate commitment. Gene Ontology annotation, molecular function: protein binding; DNA-binding transcription repressor activity, RNA polymerase II-specific; RNA polymerase II cis-regulatory region sequence-specific DNA binding.
GCUUUUUUCGCCGCCGCAACCUGUCCGCUUAGUCGGCCUCAGCGCCCGCUCGAGGCGUAACAAACCAACGUUCCGAGGGGGUCGCCCCGCGCGCGCCAAGCCAAGCUAACCCGUCCCGUGUGCCGGCCGGAGCACGUUGCGUGCGAGUCGACGUAACUCUUUCUUUCCACGCCUUGCGCCUCGCGAGUCAAAAUUUUGGGAUCCCGGCGCCGCCAAGUUUCUGAGAGCGGUCGAAACCGCCGCGCCGGAUUGUGGCCGUGGACUCGUCGUGGUGUGUGGUGCAGUCGAACUUCGCCUGGAAGACUUCCUCCGCGUGGCCGGCGACUGUGCGCGCGCGAGACCGAAGGGACGAGCUGCCGUGCGGCCGGCGUCCUUCCUGGACGAGCUCCUCCGUCAUCCCUCGUGGUGCGCGUUCGACGAGCUUGUUCGCUCGCUCCCGGCGUCCGUGUUUUGUUGUGCUGGUGUCGGUAUAGUUACGCGCUUCUUCGAAGAAGGAGGGGACGCCGCGUAUCCUCGCACCGUUGUCUAGGAUUUGAACUGCGACGGAACAAGAACCCUGGUACACACGCGCCAGUGAACACGUGACACUCGAGACAACGUUCAUCCGAAGGCUCCCAGAAAAGCGAAUCUGAAUUGGAACUGCCAGUUUACGUUAGGCAAUCGUUCGAGCGCUUCGGAGAAGAGGAAGGAAGUGGCAGGUUGCAUUUCGGAAGAGCAGAAACUUGCCGGGAGAAGGGGGUCGUUCCGGCCGAACCGAGGUGUUGCUGCUGUGUGGCAGAACUCCGAAGUACAAACUAAGCGUGAAGUUCCUUUCGAGGAGCGGAGGGAAGGGAAGACUGGGCCUGUGCGGCUUUCUCUCUCAACAUUACACAACCCCGUUCACACCUCCGUUGCUGUUACUGGGUGCCACUCGUACGUCGUAGGGUUUGGAGCGAGGGCCUCAAGCUCGUGCACUGUGGCCGUGCAUUGACGAUGCCGGAAGUCCUGAAGCCCUCGGCGUGAGCAUGAACCGCCGUCGGCUAGACACGGCUACAACCUUCAAGAAGGUCAAAAAGAAGGACGUGCCUUUUGGCCCCCCUCUCUAAGAAACCACACGGAAAAAGAAAGAAAGUUCAUCAGCCUCGCAAGCGAAACGGUCAUGGAUGCUCCGGAGACGGUUCGUUCUUGAAAGUGCGCGAAGGAAUGGAAAAGUGAAAGUGUUUGACCUCGAUCAUCGGUGAAUUGUGGUUCGCAUUUUUUGGAUAUACUGUCGAAACAGUUGAACGACCGCUACCGGAACGGGCGGAAGCAGGAAUCGUCGCACUGUGUACGACGCAAGCGGCGUGACCCAGGGCAUACAGGAAAGCCGAGUAUCAAACCUGUCAGUGGCCCGGGAAGCCCAGGACCAGAGACGACACACGGCAAUGGAAGCGGCAGCAACGUCAAUCUGACAAGAAAGCCGAGCCUGUCAAGAGCAGAUCUCUCACUAACUGCAGCCAGUGUUUCGUAUGAUGGAAGAUGGAUCGCUGGACCUCAGCAGCCUGCGCGAGUCGGACUUCGAGCAGCUGGCCGUGUACCAGGUGCGGGACCAGGCCUGCGAGGAAGGCCUGUCCAACAGGGCGGAGGCCUCCCUGCCUCGCAACCUGCUGCUCAAGCCCUCCCAGACGCUCAGUGACGUUCUGGGCGUCUGGAGCACGGACUACAUCCCGCGAGGCACACGGUUCGGUCCCUUGAUGGGCGACGUGUACCGCAAGGAUGAGGUUCCCGCCAACGCGAACCGCAAGUACUUCUGGCGAGUGUACGACGGGCCCGAUUCGUUCCACUACGUGGACGGCUUCGACGUCAGCAAGGCGAACUGGAUGCGUUACGUGAACCCGGCCUACUCGAGCGAGAACCAGAAUCUGGUCGCCUGUCAGGUCAAGCAGGACAUCUACUUCUACACCGUCAAGCCCAUCUACCCGAACCAGGAGCUCCUGGUCUGGUACUGCCGGGAGUUUGCGGAACGACUCAGCUACCCCGUCACCGGAGAGCUUAUGCUCCAGAGGAUACGGGAGCAACUGCAGCCAGCGGUCAAGGACGACGCCUACUUCUCCCGGCCGCACCAGCUGACGCCGCCCGAGGGCAGCACUCGCAGCGACGAGGGCUACCACAGCAAUGGCGGUCCUGAGGACGGCCUCACGCCUCCCGAGGACAGCAGUGACAGCGACAGCGACAACUAUGUGCUCGACUUCAGCGUCAAGGCUAAGCGCAAGCAGCCGCCCGCGGGCGGCGGCGACAAGGCGGAGAAGCGAGACGACAAGUGCGAGUCGGUCGCCGUCGUCGCUGCCGAGCAGCAGCAGCCCGACAAGUCGUCGCAGAACGAGUUCCGGAAGGUCAAGAUCAAGAUGCCCAAGGCGUACCACUACCGCAGCGGCGGGGCCGGCACGCCCCCGCCCGCGGUGGUCACCACCAGCGACGAGAACCCGAGGCCCAACAGCUCGAGCUCGCCGGGCGCCGCCUCGAGGCGGCACGACGACGAGAAGCGACUGGGCGCGCUGCACGAGCCAGCCAGUCCCAAGUACGCCAGCGCGCCCCGGUUCACUGAGGACGUGCUGGAGCGUAGCGCGAGCUCGGCCUUCUCCACCUACGAGGGCAUGGGCCAGAGGAUCUCGCCGCAGAGCCCCAAGGGUCCUCCGGCUCCUGGCAUUCUCGAGAACUUGCUCCUGCAGCGGUACCAGGAGCGCGCCGCCGCGGGCCCGGAGGCGCCCGCGCUGCGGCGCGAGUCGCUCAAGGAGCCCGUGCGGGUCAUCGUGUCCAGCGAAGUGUCGCCGCCGGCCGCUCCGGACACCUCGGGCGAGGGAGGCCACCAGCCGGGGCCGCCGCCGCCACUCGUGUUCCCGCACAAGAAGAGCAUCCGCUACCACCCGGGCAGCAGCAGCAACGGAGGCAGCCCCGAGAUGCACAGUCCCGACUCCACGGACAAAGCGCACCAGCAGCCCGCCGUGUCGUCUGCCGUGAGCCCCGGCUACGGCGUGCCGGGCUCGGCGCCGGCGAACUACCUCUACAUGAACGGCAUCGCGCCCAUGUUCUCGCCGGCGCACUUCAACAUGUACGCGUACUCGGUUCCCGAGACUGUGCACUCGUCGCUCGCGUCCCCGUCGGCGGCCAUGCCACCCUACCCGAAGUUGCCCGAGUUUGGCGGGCACCACGGCCCUCACCACGCGAUGCUGCCCAUGUCCGCGGAGAGCGGCAAACUCCCGCCUUCCGGCGGCAGCUCGCCCGGCAGCAACAGGCCCUACUCGCCGGGCUCCAACCCUCGGGGUUACCGGUCGUUGCCGUACCCGCUCAAGAAGAAGGACGGCAAGAUGCACUACGAGUGCAACAUCUGCUACAAGACCUUCGGCCAGCUGUCCAACCUCAAGGUGCACCUGCGCACGCACUCCGGAGAGCGACCGUUCACGUGCUCCGUGUGCGGCAAGACGUUCACGCAACUGGCCCACCUUCAGAAGCACCACCUGGUGCACACGGGCGAGAAACCGCACCAGUGCGACGUCUGCAAGAAGCGCUUCAGCAGCACCAGCAACCUCAAGACGCACCUGCGGCUCCACUCGGGCCAGAAACCGUACGCCUGCGACCUCUGCCCGGCCAAGUUCACCCAGUUCGUGCACCUCAAGUUGCACAAAAGGUUGCACACCAACGAGAGGCCGUACACUUGCCAGACAUGCAAGAAGAAGUACAUCAGCGCCUCGGGUCUGCGGACGCACUGGAAGACCACGUCGUGCCAGCCCAACAUGGUCCUGGACAUGGAGCUCGACAAGGGUCCCAACGGCUACGACUAUGGUCCCAUGGAACUGUCCCCUCCUCCGCCCCAGGCGAUGGAGAGGCACCCCGCGGGCCUGGCUCACCACGGGCUCGGCCCGGCCAGCCCCGGUGACGAGUACCCCCCCGCGUUACACCACGCGCCGCCACCACCUUCGAGCAAGGAGAGCGACUACCCGUCGUCCUACCACCGCUCCGAACGCGCCAAGACGUCGGUCAUCACCAGCGGCCCGGCGUCGCCCGACGACGACCUCUCCAAGAAGUGCCACCCGACGCCCGACAGAGACAAAGAGUGACUGUGCGCGCGUGCGAGCGCUUCUGCGCGCAGAAUCGUUUGUGCGCGAACUCUGUACAAAGCAAAACUCAAGUCAUGGGCCCGGGUGGCCGCUCUCACAAAAUCGCGCAACGCGGCGUCGGGCGCGCGCGUGCUCGGUGUCUCUCCCUCUCCCUCUCACCGGUCUUCAACCGAGACCGUAUUUAUUGUUUCGCGCGGCCGAGACGCGGGGGGCUGCGGGCCGGCCGGCCCCUCUUUCCAUA